Messenger RNA from Manihot esculenta (cassava), 2179 nucleotides. Its product is annotated as RNA cytidine acetyltransferase 2. Gene Ontology annotation, cellular component: nucleolus; 90S preribosome. Gene Ontology annotation, biological process: rRNA acetylation involved in maturation of SSU-rRNA. The record is from RefSeq and is a predicted model, not a curated record. The transcript has 7 exons. The coding region runs from base 88 to 891 and encodes 267 amino acids. Gene Ontology annotation, molecular function: tRNA binding; 18S rRNA cytidine N-acetyltransferase activity. NCBI's taxonomy places the organism in Eukaryota, Viridiplantae, Streptophyta, Magnoliopsida, Malpighiales, Euphorbiaceae.
CCUUAAGAAUUUAACCGCCAUCGGUUCAGGCCAAAGCUUAAGCUUCGCUUCUCUUGCUUCCUGAGGUGAAGAGAGAGGAAGAAGAAAAUGAGAAAGAAGGUGGACGAGCGGAUCAGAACUCUCAUUCAAAAUGGCGUCAAAUUGAGGCACCGCUCUAUGUUCGUCAUCAUUGGUGACAAGUCGCGCGACCAGAUUGUGAACCUUCACUACAUGCUAAGCAAGGCAGUGGUCAAAUCCAGGCCAACUGUCCUAUGGUGCUACAAAGACAAACUUGAACUUAGCAGUCACAAGAAAAAGAGAGCGAAGCAGAUAAAGAAGCUAAUGCAGAGGGGACUGUUGGAUCCUGGGAAAGUUGAUCCUUUUUCACUUUUUGUUGAAACUGGAGGAUUAACCUAUUGCUUGUAUAAAGAUUCUGAAAGAAUACUUGGAAAUACUUUUGGAAUGUGCAUAUUGCAGGACUUUGAGGCUUUGACUCCAAAUCUUUUGGCCAGAACAAUAGAUACGGUAGAAGGUGGUGGAUUGAUUGUCUUGCUGUUACGGUCUCUCUCUUCACUGACCAGUCUUUACACCAUGGUCAUGGAUUUCCAAGAGAGGUUUCGUACUGAAUCUCACUCUGAGGCUGCUGGGCGCUUCAACGAGCGAUUCCUACUAUCACUUGCUUCAUGCAAAGCUUGUGUGGUUAUGGAUGAUGAACUUAAUGCUUUACCAAUUUCAUCUCAUAUAAGGUCAAUUACUCCAGUUCCAGUUAAAGAGGACGCAGAAGGUCUUUCAGAAGCAGAACGAGACCUGAAGAAUUUGAAAGAACAAUUGCAUGAUGAUUUUCCUGUUGGUCCUUUGAUAAAAAAAGUGUUGCACACUAGAUCAGGGAAAAGCUGUCAUCACAUUUCUUGAUGCAAUUUUGGAUAAGACACUACGUAGUACCCUUGCUUUGCUUGCUGCUCGUGGCCGUGGAAAAUCUGCUGCACUUGGUUAAGCAGUUGCUGGAGCCAUAGCAGCAGGAUAAUGAAAUUGUUAAAUUCUAUACUUUUCAUACUUCAUGUAUGCAUGCGAGUGUCUGUUAAUUCUUUCUUCUUUUUACUUUUAUUUUUAAAAAUUACGCUUCUCUUUACUAUUAUUCUAAUGAGAAAAAUCACCUUUAUAGGUAUUCAAAUAUAUUUGUAACUGCACCAAGCCCUGAAAAUUUGAAACUUUGUUUGAGUUCAUUUGCAAGGGUUUUGAUGCACUUGAAUAUAAGGUACAAUUUUCUCCCUCUCUUUUUGGAAGGCAUGCAAUAUUCCCUUAAUUAUACUAUGUCAUCCAUUUACACUCUAAUUAACAUGCUUUUUCUUUUCUGCAAUUUUUACAGUUGCACUUUUCUAUUUGAUGUGGUCUAAAACCAGCGAUAUAUUAUAACCGUGUUUCCUUCUUCUUCAACAUAUGUAAAUUAAGCAAUAUACUUCAUGAAUUUCAUAACAUUGUGAUAGCAUAUCAGUUGACCAUGUAAUCAUUAUUCUGUGAUCUGACAUGUUCACAUGUUUUAUGAUUGAUGAAGAAAUGGAGCCCAUUUGCAGUCCUGUGGGCUGACAAUGCAGUUAGCUCAGCUUAUAAGUUCAGUGAAAAAGCUAUAAUCUUUAGCUUUCUUUUUUGAGGAAAUAACAGUUAAAAUUUUCCUUUGAAGGAAAUACCAUUUAGCAUACCUUGCAGGAAAUAACAUCUAUUUCUAACCAUCUAUGUUUUGUGCUAUGAAUAUCCGGAUUUUGUUCAGCUUUUUUGUUAAGAGAACUUUUCUUCUUGUUCUGUUCUUUUUAAUAAAUAUUUUAUGUGUAUACCUGUUCUGUUUUAACGAGCAUAUCUCCACACGUGUUUAAUUGCUUAUAUUUUUGUGUUGUUUUUUUUUAUACAGUAUAUACAGCCACAUGAACAUCAAAAGCUCUCCCAAGUGGAACUACUGGUGGUUGAUGAAGCUGCUGCCAUUCCAUUGCCAGUUGUGAAGUCCCUGCUGGGUCCUUACCUGGUCUUCCUUUAAUCUACUGUGAAUGGGUAUGUUAUUGAUUUGCACUUUGGAGUCAUUUUUCACAUGAAACAAUCAGCCUCCCAGUGAGAGCUGAUUGCUCGUAUGUCCAUUUCCAACCAUGUUAUUUGUUUUCAUUUCUCAAAAGCAUGUUUGACUCACUACUUGAGUUUAGGAAGUCUAGUUCGU